AUGAUAUCAAAGACAAUAACAAAGACAUCAACAACAGCAAUAAUAACAGAUAUUAACGACAACAAUAAAGACAACAACAACAACAACAACAACAACAACAACAACAACAACAACAAUAAAGAUAUCAACAACAUGAACAAAAAAACAACAAAUAUCAAUGAUAACAACAAAGACAACAACAACAACAACGACAACAACAACAAGAACAACAACAGCAAUAACAACAACAACAAAUAUAUUAACGACAACAACAAAGAACAACAAUAA
Messenger RNA from Loa loa (African eye worm), 267 nucleotides. RefSeq lists its product as hypothetical. Lineage: Eukaryota; Metazoa; Nematoda; Chromadorea; Rhabditida; Onchocercidae. Bases 1 to 267 code for a protein of 88 amino acids. The transcript has a single exon. The record is from RefSeq and is a predicted model, not a curated record.